AUGCGACUUGUAUGGAUUUUAAAUGUCGGCAUCUUUGCCUUCAUUUCGAGAUUGGUUACUAGUCAAACAUGUGGACCACGUCUACGCAAAGAUUGGGACAUGCUGACUGCGAGUGAAAAGAGCACAUAUCGAGGUGCUAUUGCUGCUGCAAUGAACUCGGGAGCGUACAUUAAAUUUGUUGAAAUGCAUACUGAAAUGAUGUCAGAGCGAGAAGCACAUCGACAAUGUAUGUUCAUCUACUGGCAUCGAUUAUUGCUUGUGGCGUUUGAAAAUAUGCUACGUGGUCAAGGUCCAGCAUUUGCUUGUGUCACGGUACCUUACUUCAAUUGGGUUGCCGGUAGUUCACGAGCUACUUCAGGAGCUUGUACAUCUGUGGGUUCUUGUCUUGCAAUCGCUCGUGAAUUGGGUGGAUGGACAAGCGGCGUACAACGUACGAUAUCCAUAAACGGGGUCAUCAACUCCGGACGCUGUAUUAACGUCUCACCUUUGGAUCAAUUCUGUCAAUCUUCGUCAUCCACGGGUACUACUUGUGCCAGAUGUGUUCCUCGUAGUGAUUGGGGUACUGUCCGUAUACCUUCAUCGGCGGGAUACGCAGCAGUGCGUAAUCAGGUCUUCAGUGGUAUAAACAUUGGUCAAAUGUCGCCAUUGAUUGAACAAGGUUGUCACAAUAAUAUUCAUGCGAAUCUUGCAAGUACGAUGGGUACAUUUGCUGCUCCAGCUGAUCCAGCCUUUUGGUCCCAUCAUGCUAUGGUUGACUUGCUACAUGUGAUUUUCCACAAAUGUCGUGUGGGGACAGCUCGAUUGACAUUUGCGCAAAAAGCUUCGCAUCCCGUGGCUUGGACAUCUUGUGCACGUCGUGAUUCGAACAUUCCAUUUCAACCAACAGAUGUCGUGACAAUGCGAACAGGUGAAAGGGGUAUCAAUCCUAUUAGUGCACUAUCUGAUCCUCUCGUCGGUCGAUACUUUGCGGGAGUACCGAACCAAUUCGCUGGUUUAAUGGAUACGCGUGACUUAGGCACGAGCAGUUAUGGUUACAGUAUCAGUGGCCAAGUAGCGACUAUGUAUACCCAAUGUGACUCAUCUCCAACAUCGCGAAGACUAAGAGAAACCAACACAACAACACCAAAACCCAAAAUGUGCGGUAUGGCUGAUGAAAGCAUUGAUUAUGCGUCCCAAAACAACUUUCCAGAAACUGACUAUACGGGUGUUGAUGAUGGCCAUCAAGAUGUUGUGAUUGUUGGUUGUAAAACGGGCAAACCGGUGGAUGAGAACACCCCUAAAGAAGAUUAUAUUUCGGAUCCUGCUGAGUUAAAAGUUGUCAAUUGGUACGAUCAAACAGUAGAAGCCAUGGGUGGUGAUACACAAGAGAAUAUGGACGAUUUGGAACGGCAAGCGUGCAUGUUUGAGCAUAUUUGCUUGGGUGGUACAAAGGACUAUACACCAGAGUUUAAGGCCAUGUGGAAACCAAAAGAACCGCGGUGUAAGGCUAUUGUUGACGCUGUCAUCAAUGGUUCACAGUCAAUUCAAUACGAAGCUUGGCUUGAGGACAUGGAGUCUGUCUUUGGUUGCCCAGAGCCGACCAAAACAAACACGACGGGUUCCUGGAGUUCUUCAGGAAGUUUUGACGACAGUUUGGACUCUGCGAACGACACAAUUCAUUUUCCAGAUGUCUUGGAGCCGGGCAGCGUCACGACUUGGGAUGAUUAG
Molecule: messenger RNA, 1707 nt
Organism: Plasmopara halstedii
Lineage: Eukaryota; Oomycota; Peronosporomycetes; Peronosporales; Peronosporaceae
Exons: 1
Coding region: 1-1707 (568 amino acids)
Molecular function (GO): oxidoreductase activity
Source: RefSeq, a predicted model, not a curated record